Molecule: messenger RNA, 2905 nt
Organism: Gavialis gangeticus (Gharial)
Lineage: Eukaryota; Metazoa; Chordata; Crocodylia; Gavialidae
Gene: RELL2
Product: RELT like 2
Exons: 6
Coding region: 1-1182 (393 amino acids)
Biological process (GO): positive regulation of cell-substrate adhesion; positive regulation of p38MAPK cascade
Source: RefSeq, a predicted model, not a curated record
AUGUCAGACCAGAACAGCACCGAUGAUGGGGAGGCAGAUCCCCAGCACAGCUUGUACAUGCUCUUCCUGCUCGUGCUGGUCUUCUUCAUCAUGGGGCUUGUGGGCUUCCUGAUUUGCCAUGUCCUGAAGAAAAAGGGCUAUCGGUGCCGGACAUUUCGUGACGAGCUUGACCCUGACAACAAGGAGGUGUUGACAGAGCUCCAGGCCAAUGAAGAGGAGGAGCUGAAUGAGGACACAGUAGAGAAGAUUGUGAGAUGCAUCAUUCAGAAUGAAGCAAAUGUGGAAGCCCUGAAGGAAAUGCUGGGGGACAGUGAAGGGGAUGUCCAUGUGCCAGUGCCCAGCAGUCUUUGUCCUCAUCGUAAUAGCCAGGAUGGGGGCCCGCCACAUCACCACACAGUGCACCUGGGCUCCACACAGGCCCCGUGUAUUCACUGCAGCAAGAAGAAGAGGCAUGCUGUGCAUCGCCAGGGCAGAUCCAAGGAGGGCAAAGCCAGGAUGCAUCCUGGGGAGACAACUGUCUUCUCAGUCGGCAGGUUUCGGGUUACCCAUAUUGAGAAGAAGUCCAGUUUCCAGGAGCAGCAGGAUGAGCCCCUUCCUGAUGGCAGCAAGGGCCCUAGUCCUGAUGACUUAGAAUGUAAGGCCUGCAGUGGUGAAAAGCUCCAACAGGAGGGUCCUCAAAGUGGAAUUGUUCAAGUGGACGAUGUACAAAUUGGAGGAGUCCAAGAGGAAGGUUAUUCAAAUGCCCCAGGCCAAGGCCAGGGUUCUACAGAUGCACCAGCCAACUUGGAUGCUCACAAAAAUGGACCAGAGGGAAAGGGUGCUAGUAAGUCUGGCUCACUGAAGGAUGUUAGUCUCCAAAACAUUGCCCCCAAGAAUGAAAGUGACCAAAAGAAGCAUGAGGGCCUUCGGGUUCCUGGAAAGCAGAAUGCUGGAGACCCAGGAGACAGGAAAGAGUUGGUGAAGUGGGACAAAAGAAACACUGCCCUUCAGGAGAGCACUACACAAGGGGCAGGUAAUCAGACAUCAGAAAUUAAAGGAGCCCAUGGUCCGCAAGAAAGACCUAGAGCAGAUGUGUCUGGAAACGGAGAUGCCAACAGGAAAGAAACCAAAAUGGAGGACAUAGGGCAACAGCUCCUCUCUGCUCCUGGCUCCAGAUGCCAAGUGGAGAUGCAGACAACCUAAGAUGGCCUAGGGCAAAGAUGCAGCAGGUCUUUAAAAGGAACAGUGAUGGUGAACCUUAGUCCAGGAAAGCUAAACUGCGCUUGGCACGGCCACAGAGAUGUGAGGAUGCGCUGCUUUAUAAACAAGUGACUGCACUUGGCAACAAAUUCAUACCAUCAACAAGUUACCUGAGACUUACAACCCCUGCCCCCACUACACAACAGGCACCACAUGGAGCUGCAGAUGGAGACACAGUCUCUCGGCCCCAAAUUAGCCCCUUAAGGAGAACUUCAGCUCUUUCCUUCAGCCUGGUACCAUUGGGAUAAUACCAGCAGCAUAAUCCUGACUUACUGCACUGGGGCCUGUCCCAGCUCUGUAGCUUCUCUUCUACUACUGCAAGGGCAAUAGCAGCUUCCCCAUGCAGCCAGGGAGGAUGCCUGCUCAGAUCCAUGCCAUGGUCUGAGGGUGCAGCGCCACUUUGGGCCUUCUGCUUUGCCAACUAGUGCUUGAACAACUGUCUCAGUCAUAGGCCCUGGAAAACAGCCCUGCUUGACCUUGCAGCUGUGGUGCUGGGAUGCAGGCAGCUCCUUCAGGUCAGCUGCAGUUCUAAGAUUCAGAGAUGGCCCCAUGAAGGAAUAGCUGUAUUCUGUCCCAGCUUCUGCUAGUGUCUAAAUGACCUCCAGCAGCCCAGAGCCUGGCCCAGCUGUUACUGCCCUGUUCUAUGCUCUUGCCCAUAGCUAGCAAGUCCAAGUAGGACAGAGCUGGGCUAAUGGCAGGGUACGUGUAGAUGCAGUUUAUAACUGACCAGAUGCUGUGAAUCAGCUACUGGCACAGACUGUAUACACACAUGGCUGUGGCAGAGCAUAGGGAUCAGCUUCUGCUCAAGUUAAGGCAGUGAAGCUGGGCAUGCUGAAGCAGCCCAGGCAGGCUUAGUCUGUCUGCGUAGGUAUAGCUAUGUGGCACAACGUAGCACCAUGGCAAGACACCCAGGUUAGCUCUAGUGCAGCAAUCCACAUGAGCUCGUUUAUCCUGCUUUUUCAGUCAGGGCUAAUUAGGCUAGCGGAGUGCUGUGCUCAUCUAGCUUUGGUACCGGAACUAACUCCCAAACAGGGUAGGUUGGGGAUCUCUUCAUGGCCCUACAUUGUGCUGUGCAGACACCCUCUGCAUGUGCUCACAAGAACAAGUAGAACCAGACAGAUCACCACCUCCCACAGGGGCCCUGCCCAGGACCAUACAAGCUGAGGAUGGGCUGAGUCAGUCCUGAAGCAGCUCAAAACAAAGGACUGCAGUGACCUGGCCUCCAACUCUUCCUGUUCUAAACAGCAAUCAUUGCCCCUUGAUGCCAACUCACACAGAUGGGAACUUGCAAGGGUUCUGCCUAGGGCAGUCCAGCUCUGUGUCUCCACCUCAGGGAACCUCAUUAAUACCUGGGUGGGAGCAGGUUGAGGAAGCCCUGCUCUGGGAUUCCAAGAGGGGAAACAGCUUGCAAACAGGCAGGGCUUCUGACUUUAAGCAGCCUUCUCUCCCACACUAGCUAGGAGCUAGGGGCCAGAGCCUGAUUCUGGCAGCCAGCAAGAUAGAAGCAGCUGCCCUUGUAGUUCUAAGCCUGUACAUUCUAGUUCAGAGUCAGUUAUGACAUGGUCACUGGGGAGGCCCAGGUGCCCUCCCCUGCAGCUGCUGGUAGCUUUGGUGUUCAACUGCACUGUAAAUAGACAAGCUAAAACCAUUAAAGCUGCUGAACAUA